Sardina pilchardus (European sardine) is the source of this 3526-nucleotide messenger RNA. It is a transcript of the gene angptl1b, whose product is annotated as angiopoietin-like 1b. The record is from RefSeq and is a predicted model, not a curated record. Gene Ontology annotation, biological process: cell surface receptor protein tyrosine kinase signaling pathway. The transcript has 5 exons. NCBI's taxonomy places the organism in Eukaryota, Metazoa, Chordata, Actinopteri, Clupeiformes, Clupeidae. The coding region runs from base 522 to 1991 and encodes 489 amino acids.
ACCAUUUAGGAGGCUUGUUAUCACAAGAGUAAAGAAGUGCUGUGGGUUCCCUCUGUCUCCUGCUCCUUCAUCUCCUCCUGCACUGGGAUGUCAGUAAGCACAUUCCCCCAUCUCCUGACUGACUAAAGAGGUGGGAUCCGGCUCAGAGGGGAAACGUGGGGAGGAGUCGUGUUUUUCUGCGAAAGCCCUAAUGACAUCAGACGUAGCAGGCUGGGCACCCCUUACUCUCGACAAAGGCGAAAGCCCAUCAGGACUGACUAAGUCCAGGCUAGUCAGUGUGAGCCCACUUGGCAACCAGAGAGGGAUGCUUCAGGCAGGUAGACACUGAGGAGACAACACUGGAUGGAACACUAUGCUGUUACCUGUGCUCCUGGCAAUUCAACUUGACAAACUGACCCAACUGUGUAUGUAAAUAGGAGUAGUUUAUUUUAAGCAGUUAAGCGCAACAAGACAAACUCCUCUGUGCAGCGCUUCCUCUGGGGAGAGAACCAAGUAGGCUGACAGCAUUUGAACCAGUGCCAAUGGGGCCGAGCGUCCAGGGCCUCCUCUGUGUCCUCCUCCUCGUGUCUUGUUGGAGUCAGGCGGAUGGCCUCUCCCGGGGACCCCUCCUGGCCCGCAGGCGGAGGGCGCCGGCCGACGGUGCCGAGGGCGCCCCGAAAAAGUGCUCCUACACCUUCCUGGUCCCCGAGCAGAAGAUCACCGGCCCCAUCUGCGCCACCAAGGGGCCGGCGCUGCCGGACAAGGACCGGGUGACGCGCAUGGACGUGGCGGACGUGCGCGAGCUCCUGUCCAAGCAGCAGCGGGAGAUGGACGCGCUGCGGCUGUCGGUGGACGUGGACGGCAACCUGGUGAACGAGAUGAAGCUGCUGCGCAAGGAGAGCCGCAACAUGAACUCGCGCGUCACGCAGCUCUACAUGCAGCUGCUGCACGAGAUCAUCCGCAAGCGCGACAACUCGCUGGAGCUGGCGCUGCUGGAGGGCCGCGUGCUCAACGCCACCGCCGAGUCGCUGCGGCUGGCCGCGCGCUACCGCGAGCUGGAGGCGCGCUUCUCCGCGCUGGCCGGCGUGGUCAACAACCAGUCGGUGCUGAUCGGCGCGCUGGAGGAGCGCUGCAUGCAGGUGUUCGGCAGCCGGAGGCCCGAGGCCGGCGGGCCGCCGCUCGUGCAGGUGGUGCCGGAGAACAUCCCGGUGCACGUGCCCCGCUACUUCAACGAGAUCCAGAGGGACCACGGGCGGGCCUUUCCCCGAGACAGGGGCUCCCGGGCCGGGGCCGGCCCCGCGCCCACUGGGAGCACUGCGGACGUCCUGAAACCGCCUGAGGGCAACUUCAGCUCAGAAGGGCCGUUUCGGGACUGCUUCCAGGCGUUGCAGGCCGGCCACAGCACCAGCGGGAUGUUCGUUCUGAAGCCAGACGGCAGCGAGCAGGCUGUGCAGGCCUGGUGCGAGCACGACAUGGACAACGGCGGCUGGACGGUCAUCCAGAGGCGGAAGGACGGCUCGGUCAACUUCUUCAGGAACUGGGAGAGCUACAAGAAAGGCUUUGGCAACAUAGACAGUGAGUACUGGCUUGGCCUGGAGCACAUCUACAACCUGGGCAAGCAGGGCGACUACCGUCUGCUGGUGGAGAUGGAGGACUGGACAGAGAAGAAGGUCUACGCAGAGUACAGCAGCUUCCACCUGGAGCCGGAGAGCGAGUCGUACCGCCUGCGGCUGGGCACCUACCAGGGCAACGCGGGGGACUCGCUGACCAGUCACAACGGGAAGCAGUUCACCACCCUGGACCGGGACAAGGACGCCUUCUCAGGCAACUGUGCACACUUCCAUAAGGGCGGGUGGUGGUACAACGCCUGUGGGCAAGCCAACCUGAACGGGGUGUGGUACAACGGCGGAGUCUACCGCAGCAAGUUCCAGGACGGCAUCUUCUGGGCUGACUAUGGCGGUGGCUUCUACUCCAUGAAAGCUGUGCGCAUGAUGAUCCGACCCAUUGACUGAGAGGCCCUACUUCCACACAGACAGACUUAGGGAAGGCUGGUGGGGUUGCUCAGCACCCCGACCCUUCCGUAACCUCCGAGACAGUGCUGCCGAUAGUUUCCAUCCUUGAUGGUCCAUUCACUUUUGUUUACAGUUUUCUGGGACAGGACAUUGCGUUCUCAUUCUCACUGUGUAUAUGUGUGUGUAUUGUGGUUGCCACAGGUUUGGGAGGUAUGAGGAUUAAAUGGAGUACAGCUGAUGAUGAUCAGUAGCCCCCCCACCCCCAACCCCCUUUCCCAAACACCCUAACUUUGAGACAUCAGCAAAAUCUGAGCAGCAGUCUAGCAACCGGUUAAGUCAGUGCCAGCAGUGGUUUCUGGCAGAUAUCACCUUUUUUUCCCCCACCGUUCCCUCUGGGCCUGACAAACUAGAGUCCUGCAGGUGGUGCAGUCCUCACGUCUCCUGAGAAACUGGGGCAUGGCAUAGGCGCCGCCUCGGCCACUCUCAUACAGUGCCACCACGCCACUGCCAUCAUCAGCGCUUACAGGUAGAUGUGUGAAUGCUGUCAAGCGUAUGGAUUUAAGAAACAAAAAGUCAAACUCAUGUGAAUGAAUGGAUGAAUGGAUGAAUGAAUGAAGGAAAAGAUUUUACAGUGCCGUACCAAAUGCACUCAUAUUAUUGUUUUUUCUCAUGUGCUUUAUUUAAAAGGGUUAUAAUCUAAAAGCCCUUGCCAUGUUGUAUCUUAAGGAUUUAAACUGGUUAUGUUUUCCAGAUGUGAAUAGUUGUUUGCACACCUAGAAAAAAUGAUGAUUGCCAUAAAUAAUUCAUGUCAUUUCAGAGAAAAACAACUUCUGGAAAAGUUGUAUAUUACACUGCGGUUAGCAGCAGGGAAUAUAUUUAAACAAUUAGUGCAAAUCAUGUUUGAUGCAACCGGCUUGUGUAUAGCGGAUGUUAUUGAAAUCUCACAGCUAAUUCGUUUUCAAUGUGAGCUGAAGCAGAAGGCACGCAAAUAACUAAAGGACUUACUCUUUGCUCCAGCAGUUUGAGAAUGUAAAAUGCCAGCUACAGCACGAACCAGCAGAACAGACAACGAGAACCACAUUGCUGAAACCCAGACAGGAGGGAGAAGUGGUUUAGAGGGGGGAGGCAAGGGGGUGCUGGUGGCUCUGAGGAGGAAUUGGAGAUGGAAACUCUCCAAAUUUCCGUGAAUAUAUUUUUUUUCAAUCUUCCUUUUAAACACAGAAAUUUACAUUCUUUCCAUCCGUAUGGGCUCAGCAUUUUUUUUUGUGUGUGUUUUUGUUCAGUGUGUUUCAUUCAAAAGACUCACAAAUCCCCAAGCUCUGUAAUCACCAGAGGAACAUCAACAUGGCUCUUGUUUGAUGGCAGGAAACUGUACUCUGUGUGUUCUGCCCAAAGGCUUACAGUCUGCUGAGGAGCUUUCAAUAAACAAUAUACAUUGAUAAGACAUAACUGGGAUUCUAAUUAGUAUGUUUACUGACUCUUGACUGGGCUCCCAGUCAUGCGAUUGCCUGAACAUUUUUGAAUGAUGAAAUCUU